GGUCGUCCGCCAAAUGGAAAGCCGCCAUGAUGGCUUUCCGUAAAGUACGCUCAAUUUGCAAAGUUUCGUUGUUGUUUUUCAUUAAUUGUGACUGAGUGCGUGCAAAAAUUAACCAUGGGAACGAACUAGAGUGUGUAAAGUGCAGUUUAAGGUCCUUUGAGACCUCCUGGAGGAGCUACAAAGUGUUUAAUUAGUGCAUUUUUGUGUCGACGCUAGCGUGUUUUGUUCUGUCAACAAAAUGUCGAAGCUCUCGUUUAGGGCGAGGGCCCUAGAUGCGUCGAAACCAAUGCCUAUAUACCUCGCCGAGGAGCUUCCGGACCUACCGGACUACUCGGCGAUUAAUCGUGCAGUACCUCAAAUGCCCUCUGGAAUGGAAAAAGAAGAGGAAAGUGAACACCACCUCCAGAGGGCGAUAUCGGGCUCCGGACUCAUUAUACCAACGCCAGAGGUAUGCCAAGUGAUCGACCUCGAGUUCUACGAGAGAUGUUACCCGCCGGAUUACAAAAUGCCCAAGCAGCACAUACAUAUGCAGCCGCUGUGGGAGGAACAAGAAACGCCGGAGUACGACAUCGACACGGAGGACGAGAGGUGGCUGAAACAGCAGAGGCACCCAGAGCUCACAGAGCUGAAGUUCGAACAAAUGAUGGACAAGCUCGAAAAGUGCUCGGGACAAACCGUAGUCACGCUGAGCGAGGCGAAACUACUCCUGGAGCGGAAUGAUGAUCUGGUCAUCGCGGUGUACGACUACUGGUUGAACAAAAGGCUGAACACGCAACAUCCCCUCGUGUUAUCGGUGAAGACGGAGCACCGGCCCGGCCAGUCAUCGAACAAUCCUUACUUGGCGUUCAGAAGACGGACUGAAAAGAUGCAGACCAGGAAAAACAGGAAAAACGACGAGAGCUCGUACGAGAAGAUGCUGAAGCUGCGUCGCGACCUGGCGCGCGCGCUGAGCCUCCUCGAGCUGGUGGCGCGGCGCGAGCGGGCCAAGCGCGAGCUGGUCCGCCUCACCGCGCUCGUCGCCGACCGGAGAUACGCCGCCGGGGACUUCGCCAACCUCGUGCCGGACCCGCCCAGGUCCGCAUACACCGCCGUGCCGCUGGCGCCGAGCAACUUCCGCCGCGAGACGUACUGCGUCCCGCACUAUCCGCCCCGCGCCACCGCCGCCCCCGCCGACCAGCCCAGACAGCGCGAGAAGCGGCCCUACAAGAGACGGAAACACCGACAUCAAGCCGCCGCUGCGCAUCCGGUGCGAGAGUCCGGUGUGUACACGUCUUCUGAAGAGGAGGCCAGCACCCGCGCCGACACCGCGUCGCCUCCAGACGACGGACCCUUCGCCUUCCGACGGAAACCUGGCUGCUACUACGAGAUGCCUACGUCUACGUUGUGCGGUGACCCUGUGGACCCGGAGAACCCCAGAGACGGCCUGUUCGAGCAUGAAGUGGACGAGCGCUAUAGGUACACGCUGACGUCGCUGCAGACGGGCGCGUGCAUCGGUUUCGCGCGGCGGCGGCAGGCGCGCGGCGGCCGCACGGCGCUGGACCGGCUGCACACGCCGCUGCACCGCCUGCUCACCGCGCUGCCCUACCGCUUCCUGCACGCCGCCAGCCACCGCGCGCGCGCCACCGAGGAGAUGGAGCUCGAAACCAAAGCUCAUCGAACGCCCAAGGUUCUGACGAGGGACUACGAGACGAGCGGGAAGUACCCCUGGCGGAGAGCGUUCAGGAAACACCUGGCCAAGAACGCGGACCUGUGGAUCUGUCCGGUGAAGCCCGGCCACGAUGACGUCACGCCUCCAGCGGACCUCAAGCNACAUUAA
This is a messenger RNA of Bombyx mandarina (wild silkworm), 1816 nucleotides long. It is a transcript of the gene E(Pc), whose product is annotated as Enhancer of Polycomb. Gene Ontology annotation, biological process: regulation of transcription by RNA polymerase II. NCBI's taxonomy places the organism in Eukaryota, Metazoa, Arthropoda, Insecta, Lepidoptera, Bombycidae. The record is from RefSeq and is a predicted model, not a curated record. Gene Ontology annotation, cellular component: NuA4 histone acetyltransferase complex.